Pestalotiopsis fici W106-1 is the source of this 1359-nucleotide messenger RNA. RefSeq lists its product as uncharacterized. The record is from RefSeq and is a predicted model, not a curated record. The coding region runs from base 1 to 1359 and encodes 452 amino acids. The transcript has a single exon. Lineage: Eukaryota; Fungi; Ascomycota; Sordariomycetes; Amphisphaeriales; Sporocadaceae. Gene Ontology annotation, molecular function: lyase activity.
AUGGCAACAUUGGCGCUAGCCUCUUGGGCAACGAACCUGACAUAUAGCGACCUCACUACUUCAGUGGUAGACUCAGCCGUGAAAAGCAUAUACAAUUGGGCUGGUUGUGCAAUUGGCGGGUACGGCCAGGACGCACCUAGCAUCGCACAGGCAACCACACAAGCCUUCUUCGGCGGACCGCCGACGUCUAGUAUUCUUGGCUCAAACGGGUCCAUUGGAGAUACAUAUGCGGAUGCCCAGUUGGCGGCGCUGAUUAAUGGCAUUGCGUCUCACAUUGACGACUAUGAUGACACGCAUCUCGAGACGAUUAUACAUCCUACCGGGGUGGUAGCCAGCGCCCUUUUGGCAGUGGCAGAGUGGCAGGGCCCCGUCACGGGCGAGGACUUUAUCACUGCUCUUGUCGCCGGCAUCGAGGCGGAAUGCAAAUUGGGACUGAGCGUCUAUCCACAGCAUUACGACAUUGGCUGGCACAUUACCAGCACGACAGGAUCGAUAGGGGCCGCGGUCGCAGUCGGAAAGCUCAUUGGCCUCAACACGACGCAGAUGCAAAACGCGAUUGGCGUUGCCUCGACCCAAGUUGUCGGCAUGCAAGUCUUCUUUGGCUCCAUGACCAAGUCUUUCCACGUCGGGCGCGCUACCCAAGGCGGAAUGCUGGGGGCCCUUCUCGCGAAGAAUGGAUAUACGAGUUCUCUCGAAGCCCUCGAGGCCGAGUACGGUUGGCUGCACGUCGUGAGCACUAGGGAGAAUGCCACAGCGUACUUUGAUCAGCUCGGCAAGGUCUGGGAAAUUGAAAAGAAUACAUUCAAGCCCUUCCCUUGCGGCAUUGUCAUGCAUCCGACCAUUGACGGCGCUAUCCAAAUCCACAACGAGUCGGCGAGCCAGGGCAAAUCUGUUUCUUCCAUCAAGAGCAUCAACCUAGUGGUAAACUCUCAAGUUCUGGUCUUGACUGGGAAAACCGCGCCGACGACGGGCUUGGAGGGCAAAUUUAGUAUUUACCAUGCAGCGGCCGUCGGGCUCCUCUACGGAGAAGCGACACCCAGCCAAUUCACUGACGAGGUUGUCAACAAUGCCACGGUCGUGGCCAUGCGACAAAAGGUCAACGUUACCACCAAUGACGCCGAAUACAACACUGCCCAAGCUCUGGUGACUGUCGAGUUUGACGACGGGAGCACUGUCGAGAAAAACAUUGUGCACGCCAUUGGCAGUCUCGAGAAUCCAAUGACAGAGGCUGAUCUCAAAAAGAAAUUCAUUGACCAAGUGACCAAGCAGAUAGGGCCAGCCAGAGCAGAGAAGGCGUAUGCAGCAUUUACCAACAUUGGAAAUAUGACGGAUAUAGGUGCACUACGGACGCUCUAUUAA